GGAGGAGUGCUAGGAAGGAGUGCAGAGGAGGAGGAAAAGUUUACUGGUAUUUCUUCCAGUGUCCCAGUGCCUGUUGGUGUAUUCUGGACUUUGGCCUGAAGCAGCUGUUCCUGUUCAUCGUUUCAUAGAGAUCUAGCACCAUCUGCACUAUAUCUAUCUUCUUCCGGACAAGUCAACACCUCCAUUCAGCUGCUCACAACAGUGAGAUCCUAGAGUUGGUAUUUCUUAGUAGAGAACAAGGGAAAGAAAGCAAAGGAUUCAUCCUCAGGCGUACUAGAGGAGAAGAUCUAACAGUCUGUCUCUGCAAAGAGAUCAAGAUAUCUUUUGGUACAGAUAAGAGAAAUCUGCCAUCAAGAACAUAAGGAACUUUUGCUGCUCGCCCAGGUGGAAGGACACCAACCAGCAGAAAGAAAGAGGUCUGAUCCCUCUAAAUUAAACAAAGUGAGAUAUCCAUUUUCAAUCUUUGCAAUAGUGAAGAAAAACCUCCCCUAGAGGAACCAAAACUCAGACUUAUCCAUCAAUCUGUGGAUCACAAGGCCUUUGAAGGAAAAAAAUUUAAAGGAAGAAAGCAAGCAAGAGUCAAUCCACAUUUCCCAGGCUUCUACCAGCCUAUCAUUCUACUAAUCAAGACUAGAGACAUAAAAAGACCCUGUCCACCAAAUUCUGUCCACCUUUAAUAAAGCAGACAUCUCAAUUCAGACAUCUGCACUUCAAGAAACGUUGAUCUCCAGGCACUAAUUGCAGGCAACUCCUGAUCUUUGUACUAAGGUUUGUCAUCACAGAGCAGAUCUCCCCUAGCUGCCUAUGGCUGACUGGAGCUUGCUGGGUAAUUUCCUGGAAGAGGUGCAGGAGCACUCGACCUCAGUGGGCAAGGUGUGGCUCACCAUCCUUUUCAUCUUCCGCAUCCUAGUGCUGGGCACUGCAGCAGAGUCGUCGUGGGGUGACGAGCAGGAGGACUUCACAUGCGACACAGAACAGCCAGGUUGCGAGAACGUUUGCUACGACCGUGCCUUCCCCAUUGCCCACAUACGCUUCUGGGUGCUGCAGAUAGUCUUUGUAUCUACACCUUCGCUUAUCUACAUGGGCCACGCCAUGCACACUGUGCGCAUGGAGGAGAAGAGGAGGCAGAAGGAGCAGGAAGCUCAGGCAGCUGAUGGUGGAGGAGGGGGGGGAGGAGGUGGAGGUGGUGGUGGUGGUGGAGGUGCAGAGAAGUACCCAGAGGAAGAAAGGGAUUGUGAAAAGGAAGAAGCCAGAGGGGGAAAAGUGCAUCUGAGGGGUGCGCUGCUGCAGACGUAUGUCCUGAGUAUCAUGAUCCGCAGCCUAAUGGAAGUGAUCUUCAUCAUAGUUCAGUAUGUGCUUUAUGGAAUCUUCCUCGAGGCACUAUACCUGUGCAAGGGGCCUCCUUGCCCACAUACGGUCAACUGUUACAUCUCACGGCCCACUGAAAAGAAUGUCUUCAUUGUGUUCAUGCUUGUGGUGGCAGGUGUGUCUCUGUUCUUGAGCAUUGUUGAGCUCUACCACUUAGCAUGGAAGCAGUGCAAGAAGUGUGUCACAGAACACCAGGCCAGAAAGCAUCAAAGAUCCAAUACAACAUUGGCUAUAACCUCUGCUUCUCUAGAACCUUCCACACCAAACCGAGCCUGUACCCCACCCCCUGAUUUCCAUGAGUGCCUAGCAACAUCCACUCCACCUUCACACCUAUUUCAGACGAAAAUGCACACACACUCCCACACACAUCCAAGCUGCCCACCAUUUACCAACCACCUGGCAUACCAGCAGAAUUCUGCCAACAUGGCAACAGAGCGCCACCGCGAUCAUGACAGUAUAGGGCCUGAAGACUUUCUCAAGAUGAGCUUCUCACAGGAAUCCACGAACAUGCCCAAUAUGUGUGUUCCACCCACACUGCUAAGCAAUGGAUUCUUGAGCGAAAAACGACGGUGCAGCAAGAGCAGUGGGACCAGCAGUAGAGUGAGACCUGACGAUCUGUCGGUAUAGUCUUAGGUUAGGCAGCCAUAAAAUGAUGCCAUAAAUUACUGUAACGAAGUAGUAAGUGUUGUACGUGAGCUAGUGCAUUAUGUCAAGUAAACAUCAAGAUUACAUGAAGACCGAUCUGCUGCAAGAAAAGUAGAUUACAUUAAUUCCAUACACUACAUUAUAUUUACCACAGGUCUAUAUGAUGUCUAGGAGUGGCCAUGGGAUAGUGAUAAUAACUGGGGCCCUUAACUCAUUCAUUCAUUCAUUCAUCAUCAGUAACCUCUUUAUUCUGGUAAGGUUUGUGGUGGCUUCACCAUCUAUCCUCGGAACACUGAACACACCUUUUAAUAGAAUGCUAGUCUAUUACAGGUCACUAUGCACACACAUAUUCACACCUAGAGAAAUGUAGGGCAGCCAGUCCACCCACUGGCAUGUUUUUGAGGUGUGAGGAAACCAGAGAAGCUAGAGGAAGUCUAUGUAGACACGGGACAACACACAAAACUCUGCAGCUCUGUACCAAAUCAUGUCCAGGAUCAAAUCUGCUGUGUCACUAUGUUGCCUGGGACCCUUAACUGUGAAUAGAUAAACCGGUAUAUAUUUCACUGGACCCAGGUCACCGCAAAGCUUAAACCAAGCUGGAGUUUAUUACAGACAUCACUGUUACAGGUUUUAAUUGCAUAUCUUCGGAAUAUAUCACGAAGCCAAAAACUUUCAAACCUACAUUUGCUUUAUUUUGCAUUAAUCUAGGUUAAAACAAAUGCUCAUAUGGCUCAUCCAAAUGAAGAUUGUUGAAUGGUAGAACCUCCUCACCCAAUAUCAUUUCUUUAUUAUGCAAGUAUUUUCAUUACCAUAAGUUAUCAAAAGUUACACCUUUGGUUUCUAUAUGUAAAUGUUAACGUGUGAAUUAAUAUUAGCUAAUAAUAGUUCAUUUAUUUUCAGCCUUUUUUAAUAAAUCUGAAACAGCUUUAAACAGCUGAAAUGACUAUUUUGGGCAAAUAUUAAAAACAUGUUUAAUUAUGUGUUAAAUGAUUAAAAGAACAGAUUACCUCCAAAUAAAAAGUGAUUUCCCUUAAAUUAUGAGCAAACAUUUUACAAUUCAAAAAUUAUCUGUACUAUGUAUGUAAUUUCUUUCUCAAGGUGUUCAUUCCAACUAAACAGGUAUGUUUAUCCUAGCACUGCUAUACCAUACAAUACAGGUUCCAAACCCUGGUCCUGUAAUACUCCCUGUCCUGCACAUUUAAGAUAAGAUGAUUAUUUUAGUGUGUCCCCUGCUCUAACAUACCCACUUCAGCUCAGGAAGAGCCAUUAAUUAGCUGAUUAGUUGAAAGUGUGUUGGGAGAAGAGAAAACACUAAAAUGUGCAACACCAGGCUUGGGAACCUGUCCUAUUAAACAUUGCCAAGGAUUCACUUCAACCACUAGAUGGCAACAAAUUUCAGUCCAUUUUUCCCCAGUGUUGCUCAACCCUGACCGUAAAAUAUUUAUCCAAAUUCCCCUGCAAUGCUAAAAGGUCUCAUCUAUCCAACGAAGCUCUCACGUUCUGGGAUUUCUUGGCCAGGGAAAACAGAAACUGACAUGCUUGUGUUUCUGCAGCUGCUAAAUAAUCAUACCAUGUUCUAAAAUUAGGCCUGUAUGCCAUUUGUCCCCUAUGCUGGGUAAUUAUAGAAGUACAGAGCUGAAGCUUGGGAGCGGCAUAGUGGGAAUGUCACUAACUGAUGUACAUUUAGUACGCAUGCGUGAAAAUGGUGUGCAGUGUGCAAACUGAAUGCACUACUGAAUGCAGAUUAGGCAGUAACUUUGGAAUAGGACUGAAAUAAGGGUUACGAUUAUACAAAACUCUGACUCUUAACAGUGAAUAAUACCAAUCAAGGUUUAUGAUGAAUGAAUGCAUGUAUGUUCAAGUUAUUCAGAUGAUUGUGUGAUUUAAAAAGAAAAAAGUUUUAAAUGUUAGAUUUAAAUGAAAAGCACUCAACUGGAAGGGUGGAAAAACCUCUUAAUCUGGAAACACUAAUGGAGAUCCCAAGGCUUAUUCUAGGAGUUGAGGGGUCUGAGCAUGGACUCCUUAGGGAUAUUCCAUGCUCUGUUAAAAAAUGGUUUCACAAAACGUUUAGCUGGUCAUUCCAUGUCCAUUUCCAAAAAUGGACAUUUGUGCAUGGCACUGAAAAGCCUGUAGCAAUUACCUCAGGGCUUCUAGACUCUAGUCCUAGGAAGACACUUCCAUCUACUUUCAUCAAACCUCACCUAUGCAAAAGUAUAAAGUGAGUUCAUUUUGUAAUAAUGUGCAUAUCUGUGCUUUUUUAAAAAAAAAAAAAAAAACAAUUUCAGUAUAUAAUAAAUUCUUUAAGAUUGGUCAAACUUUGUGCUUUGACUUCAAGUCUGAAUUUUUAAGGGUCAGUUAGUAGGCACUGAAACUACAUAUCCAGAUAAACUAAAUUUCAUUUUGUACACCCCAAACCCUCCAGCAGGGGGAGCUGUAAGACCAUUUACAUUCAUAAAAGAAGGACACAGCACUGCCUGACACUUUAUACCAAACAAUAUAUUUUAUUUGUCUUCCAACACCACAGCCCAGCCUUAGGAAGUGGUUCAGUACCAAAUUCAAUGGAGUUACACAUGACAAGCAUCAACACAGGAGGGCUGGGGACAUGAGGACAACCUAUUAGCUUUUUCUGUUGUUUUUCCAUCAUUUAUUUUCUACAAAAAAAAAAAGAAAGAAAAAAGUUCACCACCC
Messenger RNA from Pangasianodon hypophthalmus (striped catfish), 4701 nucleotides. RefSeq names its product gap junction protein, alpha 5b (gene gja5b). The transcript is spliced from 2 exons. NCBI's taxonomy places the organism in Eukaryota, Metazoa, Chordata, Actinopteri, Siluriformes, Pangasiidae. Bases 805 to 1995 code for a protein of 396 amino acids. Gene Ontology annotation, cellular component: connexin complex. The record is from RefSeq and is a predicted model, not a curated record. Gene Ontology annotation, biological process: cell communication.